This is a messenger RNA of Schistosoma intercalatum, 6077 nucleotides long. NCBI's taxonomy places the organism in Eukaryota, Metazoa, Platyhelminthes, Trematoda, Strigeidida, Schistosomatidae. The record is from the annotation of a GenBank genome assembly.
CUUUGAGUUAGAGCGUGGAUUUGAAUGACUGGCUACUCAGUUUGAUGUUAUGCAGUUUUUCAGCACAGUUUGUGAUAGAGUUUCCUCUUUCAGUUCAAAUAUAUAUGAAACCUUCUAUGAUCUUAUUAAAAAGUUCACUUUGUUUUACUCUGGAGUCCUUAUAAGUAUAAGAGAAGGUAUUUUGGCAGAAAUAUUCCCGAGCCUUCUUUUGUCGUAUAAUGCCACGGUCCUCCUCAUACUGACUCUAUUUUUGCUGGGUCUAUCAACAUUUUUACUACUACGGCACUUAAAGUCGCAUGUGCCUUUGCGUGUUAAAACCACUCAAGUUCCUCGGGGAUUUCGCCGAAGAGAUAAGAUCAGGUACCAUGCAAUCAGGUUCGGGCGCAAAUUCAGCGAAAUAACGGAGGAGUUAAAAAAGGUACAGACAAAGGAAGAACGGAGAACUACUAUCAUAAAUUUCGCGAGAAAAAUCUUCAAGUUGCAUGACAUCGAAAAGUCGCCGACGCUGGCCUAUGGUCGACUUCCUGAGUCGUUUUUUGAACCAGAUGAGGAAGAUGUCUCUUCAUUACCAGAAGAUCUCCGCUUGAUGAUAAGUUCGAUAAGGGUUUUUGGGCAACUGGAAAAAUCAUUUUUUAUAAGGUUUUGCAAAUUCAUUGAGACAAUAGAGCUAAAUGUAGGCGAGUAUCUGUUCCGUAUUGGAGAUGAAGAUAAAUAUGUGUAUGUUAUUCGUAGUGGUAGAAUCCAAAUCACUGUCACAGAACCGGAUGGAUCCAAGUGCAUCAUCGCUGAAGUUGGAAAAGGUGGGAGUGUUGAUAGUUUGCUAUCUGUUCUGGGUAUACUUACUGGUUAUCCUUCAACUUUUGAGUUCAUGGAAGCAGUCGCUUUGGAGCCCACAACUGUAUUAUGCUUACCGGCCCGAUCAUUUUUGGAAAUAUGCAAAACACAAACACCUCUUUUUCGCAUUAUUCAGAUGAUUGCAGUUAGACUUCAGCGUUUGAGCUUCAACGCGUUACACACUUAUCUUGGUUUAAGUUCGGAACUAAUUAAUAAGGACUUUUCCCCUAUAUCUGGUUCAUCUGAAGCUCACGAAUUCCUAUGCAAGGUUUUUGAGAAGAGACCAUCAAUGAAAGACUUUAACGAGUUCGGUAAUAUUAGUUUAAAGUAUCCGGAUUUAGAUCUUACAUGUUCAAAAGUUAAAUUUUCCAUAUCGAAUGUCACAGAUGAUCAAAAGUCCAAAAAUUCUGAAUCAGAAUUAGAACAGGUUUUCACCUAUAAUGAUGAUCUGAAUUUAGAUUCAAUGUCUCAAUCUGGUGCACUUGAAUUAGGUGAAAGUCCUAUAUUUUACAAUCGGAAAACGGCAUCACCUAUAUUUUCACCUUCCCAACCACCUAGUCCAAAUUGUAAACAUCGUUCCACUAAUUUACGUCGGGCACGCUCUCUUGCAGAUACAUCUCGUAAACUUCAAUUAAACUAUGACGAUGUAAAUGAUGUGAUAAAAGACAUUGGUAAUAAAAAUAACAAAGGAGAACCUUGUGAUUUUGUUAAAGAUGUUAAUUUUACCAAAAGUGAAUUAGAAGAAAUGAUAAAAUUCGCUGAAAAAGAUUUAGCUAAUUUAUUAAAUUUAACCGAUACCAGUAUCCUGCAUGAACAUGUUUCACUUACCACUGUUUCAUCUGAUUUUAUACUUUCAAGAGAAUGUGAAAUGCAAUUAGAAAUGUAUUAUGUAAUAUUUGGAGAAUUGAGAGCUUUCCAAUCAACUAAUGAUGGACCUAAUAAUAAUGUCAUUACAAUGUUUAGAUGUGGACCGGGAAAAGCAGUUGGACUUUUGGGACUGAUAACCGGUGAACCAAAUAUUUAUGGCGUACAAGCUACGACAAAAACUAUUGUAGCUGUUUUAUCCCGUGAGACAUUUUACUCUGUAGUUCGUCAAUAUCCUAAGGCUUUGUUCAGUGUUACUCAUAUUAUUUCUUCUCAUUUAUCACCGUUAUUUCAUCAACUUGAUUUUGCCAUAGAAUGGUUGUCUGUUAAAUCAGGAAAGGCUUUAUAUAAGAAAGGAGAAAUCGCAAAUCAUGUAUAUGUUGUUUUAAGUGGUCGAUUAAGACAAGUCGACAAUAUGCCUGAUGGAGGUCAUCGUAUAGUCAGUGAGUUGGGGCGUGGUGAUCUCGUUGGUUUUCUUGAAGUCAUUAGUCAGCAAACACGAAUAUCUACAGUUAUGGCGAUUAGAGAUUCAGAAUUAGCUCAAAUUCCUUCACAUUUACUUCAUCAUCUUAAGAAUAAAUUUCCACAAGUUUUAACUCGUAUUAUUCAAUUAUUAUCGGAUAAAUUAUUGGGUAAUUUAACAACUAGUUCUAGUACGGCUAGUCAAUUGGGUAUGCCACUUCUACAUAUGACUAGUACAAAUUCUUUACUUACUGGUGGAUUAGGUUAUACAACUGGUGAGAAUUCCAAAUUGGAUGUUUUAUAUAGUCCAUUGAAUAGUGGUGUUAUGACUAAUCUACGUACAAUCGCUGUAUUACCUACUACAACUGACAUUAAUGCUGAGGCAUUCACUUUGGAAUUACAACAUUCUAUGAGUUCGAUGGGAUCAUCUGUUCGUCUUACUUCAGAUAUCGUACUGAAACGUUUAGGUUCAUGCGCAUUCGAUAGCGUUAGCCAGUAUAGACUUAGUACUUGGUUAAGUCAUCAAGAAGACUCACAUCGUAUUGUUUUCUUUGUUUGUGACUGUCAGCGAGUUUCAGCCUGGAAUCGUAUAUGCAUUCGUCAAGCUGAUUGCAUUUUGGUUUUAGCUUUGCAUUCGUCUGAUCCAGCGCGUCCCUCACCAAUAGAGAUGGCAUUAAAAAAUGACCCAACGAAGGUUGCCAAAGUGCUUAUUCUUAUGUAUCCUUUAGAUACAGAUUAUACAGAAUCCGGUAAAACUGCAGUAUGGUUAAAUGCUCGACCAUGGAUUAGUCAACAUUAUCAUAUACGCUGUGAACCUCGUGUAUUUAUACCUCGUUCAAAGUUGAAUCUCAUCAAUUUUUAUACUCAAGUAUUUGCUCGUGAAAAACCUAAUCCACUAUCUGAUUUCUCUCGUCUUGCUCGUUACAUAGUAGGUGAAGCUGUUGGUCUUGUUCUAGGCGGUGGAGGAGCAAGAGGCUGUUCACAUGUUGGACUGAUACGUGCUUUUCAAGAAGCUGGGAUUCCAAUUGAUUUAGUUGGUGGUACAAGUAUUGGCUCUUUUAUGGGUGCUUUAUGGGCUGAUGAAACUCGUGUUGCACAGUUUACUCAAAGAGCUAGAAAUUUCACUAACUGUUUCAAUUCUAUAUGGAAAAAAAUAAAAGACUUCACUUAUCCUGCAGUGUCGAUUUUUUCUGGUAAAGAACUUAAUCGUCAACUUCAAUCGACAUUUCAUGACCGUCAAAUUGAAGAUUUUUGGCUUCCUUUCUUUUGUGUAACAACAGAUAUAACAAAUUGUAAAAUGCGUAUUCAUACACAAGGAUCGUCUUGGAGAUAUGUACGUGCAAGCAUGUCAUUAUCUGGUUAUUUGCCACCAUUAUGUGAUCCUUACGAUGGAAGUUUAUUGUUGGAUGGUGGGUAUACUAACAAUCUACCAGCCGAUGUAAUGGUAUGUUUCGGUGCGAAAACGAUCUUUGCUAGUGAUGUUGGUGCUGCUGUAGAGACAGAGCUUACAAAUUAUGGUGAUCAUUUAUCUGGUUGGUAUUUGUUAUACAAUCGAUAUUUCAGAAUUGGCACUCCUGUACUACGUAUCCCAAGUCUAACAGAAAUUCAGGCUCGUUUAGCUUAUAUUUCUUGUGUACGACAAUUGGAAUAUAUAAAGGCCAGUGGUAUAUGUUUUUAUCUUCGACCACCGGUUGAUAAGUAUCUAACUCUUCAAUUCUCUGCGUUUGAUGAAAUAGCUAAUGUUGGCUAUGAUUACAUUAAAUAUAUACUUAAUACUUGGCACGAAGAAGGUCGUUUACAAAAUCUCAUACCAGGUGUGAAACUACAUAUUUCCUCUUUGACUGAAAUAUCUACAUGUGAGAUAGAUCCGUCAACUACUCAGUUAACUCCAGUUCAUUCAACAGCAACUCAUAACUGGUUAACUCAGAGUUUUAGUGAUCAGCCCACAUUCAUUGAUCUAGCUGAAUGUGUAGCUAAAACAUCCAAAGGUGUGAAUUCUUCAGGUUCUGAUAAGUACCAUAGAGCAGAUGGUACCAAUGUACAAAAUUUCCCUCAAUUACCUGAUAUAGCUAGUAAAAUUACUGUAACUGAUAUUCCUACCUAUACCGAUCCUACUGUUUCCAGUGGUAGCAGUAUAACUGCUGUAAGGAAAUUUCCGAAAUCUACACACACUGUUGUUUCAGAUUCAACAUCACGAUAUUUUGAUACUGAUCACUGUUUACAGUCUGGAUCCAGUUCGAAAAUUUCAUCUUCAAAUGAACAACAUCGCAAGGAAGAACAAAAGCAUAUUUUCGACUUUUUGAAGAAUAAUCUGUCUUCCAAGAGUAGACGACGUUUUCUAAGUGAUUGUUACGAUUCAUCUUUAAAUGUCGGUAGCAGUUAUUCAUACCGAAAUUCAGACGUCUUAUGUAAUGUAAAUCGUGCUCCAAUCCUAAACAAUUUGAUUAUAAGUGGUGUCUACCCUAAUCAUUUACGGAAAUAUAAAUCUGAUUAUGGUCUACAAGCGUAUGACAACAGUCAAACAGGGAAUUUAAUGAUGAAUAGUGAUCUCGACCCAGUAGUUAAUGCAUCUGAAAAAUCUGCACACGUUACUAAAUACAGUCUGUCUUCCUUUAGAUCUUUGGAAGAUGAUGGUUAUUUAGAAGAUGAUGAAAGUUCCACAGACUGUGCACAUUCUCCAGUUACAGCAUCUGAUCCCGAAUUAAGACAUGAUGUUUACCCCGAAUCCAGUAAUGCAGAAGACAGGGUUUUGCGCCAGAGAUCAUCUUCUAUCUAUGGACUUCCACAUUAUUUGUUACAUACAGAAGUGUCAAACAAGAGAUGUGAUUCACCGAAUUCUGAUAAUAAUGUGAAAAAUCCAUCCAUCAUAAAAGGUCAACAAGGAAGUAAUGAUGCGAAUGUGUUUAUGAACAACCCAUUGCUUAAGUUAGAUAUGACAUCUGUACGUAAUCGGACGAAGCCAAAUCGCAAAAGACAUCACCGUUCAUCAUUAGAUCGAUUACGGACUGAUCGUGAUCGAGGGGCAGCAAACUCGCUUGUUAACCUGCCAUAAUGACAAGUUAAAUGAUUACAUUGAAUUGAUAAAUAAUAUGUGCUUUUGUAUGUACAUAUUCGUAAAAUUGUGAUAUUUCAUUUAUCAAUUACGUCUACGUAUAUGAAGACAUGUUUGCUUUUAUAUUUUAUUUCUUCUUACUUACAAAUACUCACUCACUCAUUCACUUUCAUCCUAAAACAAGGAGAUUCUUUAAGCUAAUAUACAUAUAUAUUUCAUAAGUAAAGAGCAAAUUAACUUCACAUUUUCCCACGUGAUAAAUAUUUGAAAACAGAUGUUAUAUUUCAUGUUUACUAUAUACAUUACCUACAACGAUUUCAUUUUGAGUGUUCUUUUCUUCUACAUUUAGCUCAUGUAUGGUAUAACUGAGUUUACUUGAAUGCUGUAUGUGUUUAAAUUGUAUAUCAACCUGUAACAAUCGAAACGCCAUUUUUAUUGAUGUGACUGUUUAUGUUUAGGCUAAUGUGAAGGGCGACUGAAAUGCUUUUACAAAAAUAAAGGCUGAACUAAGCGAAUAGGAGUAUGUGAGUUACACUAAUCUGUGAAGUAAAAUGAAAUCAAUAUUAUCAGGGUAGGUUUAUUGUCACUACUGAUUAUUUUUUAACACACAGGAGGGUUUGAAUUUCCGUGUUGUUAAGAUUGCAGCAAAUCUAAUCAUUAGUUCUGGAUCAUUUUCAUGAAACAUCACAAAGUUAAUUUAAGACUAAUCCUACGACCUGCUUUAACUAUAUGUUUGACACUACAGAUUGCUGUUUACUCUCCGAUCCUACUAAAUUAUCCCAUUUCAUAUAAACCUAAAUCUAAUUAGUAUCAGAAGGUUAAAAUGCUUCAAACACAGGUUAUUUCUCAUUUAAUACUUACUGAU